Hemisphaericaspora subhashii is the source of this 1593-nucleotide messenger RNA. RefSeq names its product translation initiation factor eIF2B subunit delta (gene GCD2). Lineage: Eukaryota; Fungi; Ascomycota; Pichiomycetes; Serinales; Debaryomycetaceae. The coding region runs from base 1 to 1593 and encodes 530 amino acids. The transcript has a single exon. The record is from RefSeq and is a predicted model, not a curated record.
AUGUCAGAACAAGUGAAUGAUAAAAAGCCCGUGGCUGCAAAAGCUGCAGAGUCAGCUAGUGCUGCUCCAGCUGCUGCUCCAGCUGCUGCUUCUGCGGCUGAUGUGGAUGAAAAGAAGCUUUCCAAUAAAGAAUUGAAAGAGUUGAAGAAGAAAGAAAAGGCUGCCAAACGAGCAGCCCAAAAGACGGCAAUUGGUAUCAGUCCUGAAGACCAAAAGAAGAUUGCCGAACAGAAGAUUGAAAAGAAGAAACAGCAAACUGCCACUGUUACUAAGUUGAAGAAGCAAAUGGAUCAGACAUUGAUCAAGCCUGAAAGAAGAAAGGUUCCACAUUUAUUUGGACAUUUGGAAACUCGUGAACAAAGAAACGCAUCAUCUCCAACAAUUAGUCAUAUCGUUCAUCCAGCCAUUCUUUCAUUGACUUUAAAAUAUUCAAAUUAUAAAAUUGUGGGUUCUAAUUCAAGAUUAAGACAUAUGUUGUUGGUGUUUAAGAGGAUCAUUGAAGAUUAUGUCACUCCAGAAAAUACUACUUUAACCAGACACUUAACUGGACACUUAUCCCACCAGAUUGAGUAUUUGAAAUCUGGACGUCCAUUGUCAGUUUCCAUGGGUAAUGCCAUCAGAUGGUUGAAGCAAGAGAUUUCCCAUAUUUCAAUUGAUACUACCGAAGAACAAGCUAAGGAAAUACUAUGCGGAAAAAUUGAUGAUUUUAUUAAAGAGAAGAUUGAAUUUUCUGACCGAUUGAUUGUUGAUAUCGCCUCGAAGCAUAUUGCUGAUGGAUCUACUGUCUUGACUUAUGGACAUUCACAAGUCUUGGAAGAGUUAUUCCAAUAUUGUGUAACUGAACAAGGUAAAAAAUUUAAGUUGAUUGUAGUUGAUUCAAGACCAUUAUUUGAAGGUAAGAAAUUAGUGAAGAAUUUAGCCAAUACUUAUUUCGACGAAGAUGUGGAGAUUAAUGAUUUGGAAUCAAUGAAUAGCAAAAAUGUAGCCCCAGUUCGUGUUCCAAUAACAAAGACUCAUGUAAGCAUUCAAUAUGUUUUAUUAAACUCCCUAGCUUCCUCCCUUUUGGAUGAUGUUGAUUAUGUCUUUUUAGGAGCACAUGCGAUGUUAUCUAAUGGUCGUCUUUAUUCUAGAGUUGGUACAGCUUUAAUUGCCAUGAUGGCUCAUACUAGAAAUAUACCUGUCUUGACUUGUUGUGAAUCUAUUAAGUUCUCGGAUAAAGUUCAAUUAGAUUCAGUAACAACCAAUGAGUUGGCCGAUUCUGACGAUUUGGUUAAUGAUAUAGCUUCUAAUAAGCCACCUCAAAAGAAAUCAUUUGCGUUAGAACAAUUUAUAAAACAAGCAGAAGCAGAAGCAGAUAAGAACAAAUCAAAGCAGCAACCAAAAGGAAAAGGUGGUAACCAACCAAAUGAAGAGAUACAAGAAGAUGAAGAUUCGGAUCCAUUAAAGAAUUGGAAGGAUUUACCAGCAUUGAAUAUAUUGAAUAUUAUGUAUGAUUUGACUCCACCAGAGUAUAUAGACAAAGUUAUAACAGAAUUAGGAUCAUUACCUCCAUCUUCCGUUCCAGUUAUCUUACGAGAAUAUAAGAACACAUAA